CCCAACAGCCACCCAGGCCGCCUCUCGGCUCGCGGUCUGCGGACACAUGCUCGGAGUCGGGGGCCUCCGCCAAUAGCUGCCGUGCCGUGCCGGGUCGCAGCCGCACGCUAGCGGGGUCAACGGCGCGGCGAGCGCAGGGGUCCUCGCCAAGGUUCGGAGGAGGACCUUGAAGAUGGCUUCCGGGCAUACGCCACAGCGGCCGUUACCAGACGCAAAACCGACGCCUCGGAGCUGAGAGCCUAGAGGGACAGAGCUCGGCGCACCAUGGGACUCCCGGGGCCCAAGGCCGACCGUGAGAGCGCACGAGGUUGGCCAGCCCCGCGAGGAAGCCCAGGCGCAGGUGUGGGCGCUGGCGUAGCCGCGGCAGUAGCGUCACGCAGCGAGGCCGCGCGUGCGCGGGCGUCAGGGCGGCUCUGAGUUGAGGACGCCGGCGGCACGGCGCCGAGCUUUGCUCUUUCGGUUGGGCAUGUUUCUUACCGCAAGGUGAUGGAAGCGACGGCCAUUACAAAGACAGAAGCGUUGGCUUCAGUGAGCAGGGUUUCGUUAUACUAGUUGGUGACUAACAUGUUGCCUAGAUUCGAGACUAAAGUCUAGUUGUUGGAGACACAUGUGCAAUAGAGAACCAAAAUUUAAAUUCAAGUUCGUGAGAGAAUUGGACAGAUGUUGGAGCAUCUCUAGUUUAUUAUCAAGGACACUUUUUUCCCCCUCGAAAUUUCAUUUUGACGCUGAGUCAGUGUUGAUUUUCUCAAAUAGAGCCUGAAGGAUAAAUCUUCGUUUUUGUUUCAACAAAACUUGGAAACAAAAUGGAAGAAAAUAACCCACAGUGCAGUAGUGUGGUUGACGGUAAUUUUGAAGAAGUUCCCAGGGAGACAGCAAUUCAGUUUAAACCUCCACUAUACAGACAGCGGUACCAGUUUGUUAAAAAUUUAGUGGAUCAACAUGAGCCUAAGAAGGUUGCAGACCUGGGAUGUGGUGAUACUUCACUCUUAAGGCUGCUAAAAGUCAAUCCAUGCAUUGAAUUGCUUGUUGGAGUAGAUAUUAAUGAGGAUAAAUUACGAUGGAGAGGGGAUUCGUUAGCUCCUUUCAUGGGGGAUUUUCUGAAACCUCGGGAUCUGAAUUUGACCAUCACAUUGUAUCAUGGCUCCGUCGUGGAGAGAGAUUCUCGUUUGCUUGGAUUUGACUUGAUAACGUGUAUUGAAUUAAUAGAACAUUUGGAUUCAGGUGAUCUGGCCAGAUUUCCUGAAGUGGUAUUUGGGUACCUGUCUCCAUCCAUGAUUGUCAUCAGCACACCAAACUCUGAAUUCAAUCCCCUGUUUCCAUCAGUGACCUUAAGAGAUUCGGAUCAUAAAUUUGAGUGGACCAGAAUGGAGUUUCAGACCUGGGCUUUAUAUGUGGCAAAUCGCUAUGAUUACUCUGUGGAGUUUACUGGUGUUGGGGAACCACCAGCUGGAGCUGAAAAUGUUGGAUACUGUACCCAGAUAGGAAUCUUCCAGAAAAACGGAGGAAAGGCAACAGAAGCAUGUGUUUCAGAGCAGCAUGAUCAGCAUGUUUAUAAAGCUGAGAAUUCUUCAGGCCCCAUGACUUCUGUCCGAGUUAGCCUACGGUAUCCUUUGAGACUGCCUGGCCCUUUGGUGUGUUUCAAGGUUUUUACCACCUCAUACCCGAGCUUACAGCAGGAAAGAUUCUUUAAACUUGUGUUGGUUAAUGAGGUGUCCCAACAAGUGGAAAGCUUAAGAGUGAGCCACCUGUCAAGGCGGAAAGAACAGGAUGGGGAACGGGGUGAUAAGCCCAAAGACAUUGGCGGCUCAAAGGCCCCUGUCCCAUGCUUUGGACCAGUCUUCACAGAGGUUGAGAAGGCCAAGAUCGAGAACUCUCCCAAACCCUUCUGUGUUGGAGAUAAAUUUUUCGUACCUCUGCAGAGACUCCUUGCUUAUCCCAGGUUGAACCGCUUAUGUGCUAAUGAAGAGAUGAUGAGAUCCGUCAUUGCUGACUCAAUUCCUCUGAGCAGUGAUGGUUCUGCAGUGGUGGCUGACCUGUGUAAUUAUUUUGAUGAACAGUUUGAGUUUUGAACCAUGUUUAUUUCCUGAAAUUUCAGGGUCUCAGUGAUAGUUGUGCUCAGUUAGAUUUUAGGUUUUUUUUGUGUGUGUGUAAUCCUAAUUCAAGUAAUGUUUUUAAAGUUUCACUGCAAAAGUCUGUGUUCCAAGCCAUUGGACAGACCUGCUUGACAUAUGGCCAGACUGCAGUAAAGCCCUGAGAAAGAUAUUAGGGUUUAACUAAAAACAGGUGCUUUCCUUUAAUCUUGGACUUUUUUGUUUUCUCAAGAAUAAAAAGUUGGAUGUGGUAAUAUGUUAA
This is a messenger RNA of Piliocolobus tephrosceles (Ugandan red Colobus), 2352 nucleotides long. It is a transcript of the gene HENMT1, whose product is annotated as HEN methyltransferase 1. The record is from RefSeq and is a predicted model, not a curated record. Lineage: Eukaryota; Metazoa; Chordata; Mammalia; Primates; Cercopithecidae. Gene Ontology annotation, molecular function: O-methyltransferase activity; RNA methyltransferase activity. Gene Ontology annotation, cellular component: cytoplasm; nucleus. Gene Ontology annotation, biological process: piRNA processing; siRNA processing; RNA methylation. The transcript has 9 exons. Bases 804 to 2069 code for a protein of 421 amino acids.